AUGGACUAAACUCCAACAAGUAUAAAUACAUUUACAACAACGGACAAGGAAUUGGAAAAUAACUUAAAGGAUUUACUGGAGAGAAUUUUAGUCUAUGUAGAGAAAUACAUUGAAACAAAGGAAGAGUUAAAUUAAAUUGAAAAUGAAUUGAAAGACUAUGAAAGUUUGUCAUACUUGGUUGGUAUUAUAAAAGUAAUAUUUACAAAACUAAUGCUGAAAAUAGAAAAGAAACUGUUGUAAGUAAAAAAUUAUUAUUCAAAAUCCAAAGGAAAUUGGAUAAAUGCAACGAUUUGAA
Molecule: messenger RNA, 295 nt
Organism: Paramecium primaurelia
Lineage: Eukaryota; Ciliophora; Oligohymenophorea; Peniculida; Parameciidae
Source: the annotation of a GenBank genome assembly